Messenger RNA from Plasmodium cynomolgi strain B, 1158 nucleotides. RefSeq lists its product as hypothetical. The coding region runs from base 1 to 816 and encodes 271 amino acids. NCBI's taxonomy places the organism in Eukaryota, Apicomplexa, Aconoidasida, Haemosporida, Plasmodiidae. The transcript has 4 exons. The record is from RefSeq and is a predicted model, not a curated record.
AUGUCUGAAGUAACUCUGGAAACUGAUCUUAAAAAAUUGGCAGAAAAUAAUAAUUUUUUGAAUGAUGUUGUCAUAUAUAAAUUUUAUAAUGAGCUAAAUACGAAUUAUGUGAAUUCUGAAAAAUAUGAUGCUUGUAUAAUUGCCAUACAAAAUAAUAUCAAUAAUAUUAGUAUUUCGAGUCGUAAAUAUUGUUGCAUUAUUGAUUCGAUAUUGAAAAAUAAAGAUAAUAUAUUAAAAUCCAUCGAAGAGGACAAAAUGAAGGACAAUUUUUGCUUAUAUUUGAACUACUGGGUUUUUGAUAAAUUUAAAGACCAAAAAAUUCGUUAUGAAAUUAUAAAAUACGUUUAUUCUGCGGAGGAUACAAUGAAUGAAUCAAACCUUAAUUCAAAUAGUAAAUGCUUGAACAAGACAUUUAAUGUAGAUGAAAAGUAUUUCAAAAAUAAGAAAAAGUUGUUUGAAUUUCUGGAAGCCUUUGAUAUCAUAAACAAAAAGCUGAAGGAAACUGGAAAUUCGAAAAAAAAUGAAUAUUGCAACUAUCUACAGUCUAUUUUUUCCUUAUACUAUGUUAUGAAACAGGAAAGUACAUGUAACAAUUCUUCAAUUUAUAAAGAAGAAAUAGAUAAAUUUGGGAUUACAAUUAAUGAUGAAGUUUUUAGCUUAAUAAAAGAAAAAUGUCCAGGUAGUAAUAUAGAAUUUUUAUACACAACAAAUAGAGACAAAGAAAUAUCCAACAGGCAAGAACCCGGUGUGUCUAGGCUUGAAAAUAAUGAUACACAUUUUACCAAAGAGAUGGUAAAUAUACCUAAAAUACUGUGAAUGCAGGAAGAAAUUCUAGGUAAGUUGUCUUCACAUAAGAAGUAUACCAAUUUAAACGAUGAAGAAGGUAUCGAUAAAUAUUGUAAUUAUUGUUUUAAUGUAUUAUCAUUAGAUAAGGAUUACCCUGGGGUUACGAAAUUUUGUAAAUUAUUGUCCAAAAAUUUAUCUAAUAUAAAGGACAAAAAUGAUCAUGAUGAGCGCUGUUCUUAUUUGGCCUAUUGGGCGCAUGGCAAUGUCGAAAAAAUAAUUGUAGUGCGAAAAUUUGGAAAGAAGAAAAAUAUUUGUACCAUUAUUUUAAGUAUUUUACCCGACAUUGAAGGUAAAAAAUGGAAAAUCCUGUGA